GACGUCAGAGGGCAGCGGCGGCGGAGCGGCGGUCAGAGGAGCGGAGCGAGCUGCGGAGAUUACACGGGAGUUUCAGCGCUGCGUCGCCGGGGCGCAGGAAGACGAGAGGCCCGCUGACAGCCGCCCGGACACCCGCCGAAAGGAGCAGACCGAGGCCGGGGACGGAGGGACUGUUUCUACCGACUGUUUAUCGAUCCAAACAGCAGGCAGAGGAGAGGAGCCGUCGCAUCGCUCCUGUCGGAGAAAUCCAGUCCUGAGCAGGAAAAAGACCGUUCAGAGACACCGGCGUUCAGCGAGCACGAGAGGAAGACGAGCCGAGGAGAGGCUCUGAAAGCAGCUGACGAGAAUCGGAGCCAAACUGAGGAAUUACGACAGCAUUCAGGCUGAACUCUACCAGGAGGAUUUUUCUGUUUCCUCCUUUUUUUUUUUCUUUUUUUUUUUUUUUUUUAACACGCCUUUAUUUUUAAGGAGAGUCAUUUACUGGAACUGAUAUUAAUCUUUGCGUAUGACAGUCGGAAUCACAGUAAUGUUUGACCUCGAUCUCUGCCUGGCACAUGAAAGACUAGGUAGAUUUUCUUCUCUGUGAAACUUUUGACCACUAAGUUUUAAAAAACUCCGCCAGGCGAAGGGGAAUUUUUUUUUUCACUCUGAACUUGCGUAAUUGCUUUCAUUUUCAGUAUUGCCUCUCUGUUAUCUCCCUCUGAUAGCUUUCUGUUGCACAUAAAAGGAAGAAAAGGACUGACUCAAGGUACUGUAACAGGAACUUCAAUAGCAUUUGCAUUCCAGUUUGGCUUCACAAGGGGACAGAUCCUCCCUUGUGUGUGCGACAGUGUGUUUGUGUAGCUGAGUGUCCCUCUGCGGUACAUUAACUUGUGUGAGGGGACAAUUAUUGGCCCUGUGUGUGUAUCUUCUGGGAAAAUGGGAUCAGAAAAGGACUCGGAGUCACCUCACUCCUCGGUGAGUGGCGUUCCCAACCCUAAGUGCCGUGCGGCGGGCAAACGCCAGGGCCGCAUCUCCUUCCACAGCCUGUUCCACAGCAAGCGGGGCUCCCGGAGCACCAGAGGCCCCAAGGCUGGAGCGGCCACCCCUUUAUCUCAUCUCCACCACACACAGCAACAGCUGCUCCCAUCUGCCUUGAGCUCAGCGCCCGCCGCUGCAGCUGCUACGCCCACAACGACCACCACCACAGCCGCCACGACCCCCCAGGACGCUGCCUCCAGCACCCCGUCAAAGCCACUGUCCUCCAGCCAGCCGUCCCUGGGUGGAGCCCCCUCCUCCGCGGAGGGCAACCUCCUGGAGUGCCCCCUGUGCCUGGUGCGCCAGCCCCCCGAGCAGCUCCCUGAGCUGCUGGGGUGCAGCCACCGCUCCUGCCUCUGCUGCCUGCGGCAGUACCUCCGCAUCGAAAUCACAGAGAGUCGAGUCCAGCUGAGCUGCCCCGAGUGUGCCGAGAGACUGGCCCCGCAACAGGUGGCGGACAUCUUGGAUGACGCGGCCCUGCUGGAGAAGUAUGAGGAGUUCUUGCUGCGGAGGUGCCUCGCCUCCGACCCAGACUGCCGAUGGUGCCCAGCGCCUGACUGCGGAUUUGCCGUCAUCGCCUCGGGCUGCGCCAGCUGUCCCAGGCUGGUGUGUCGCAGGGAAGGCUGCGGCGCCGAGUUCUGCUACCACUGCAAGCAGGCCUGGCAUCCCAACCAGACCUGCGACUCGGCCCGCCAACAGAGGGCGCAGUCGCUGCACACCCACAGCAACCACUCACCCAGCUACACACAGGAGCAGGGACCAGCUGAUGACAUCAAGCCGUGUCCUCGCUGUGGUGCGUACAUCAUCAAGAUGAACGAUGGGAGCUGCAACCACAUGACGUGCGCCGUGUGCGGCUGUGAGUUCUGCUGGCUCUGCAUGAAGGAGAUCUCCGACCUGCACUACCUCAGUCCAUCUGGCUGUACCUUCUGGGGGAAGAAGCCUUGGAGCAGGAAGAAGAAGAUCCUGUGGCAGCUGGGCACCCUGAUCGGAGCGCCGGUCGGCAUCACCCUCAUCGCAGGCAUCGCCGUCCCCGCCAUGGUCAUCGGCAUCCCUGUUUACGUCGGCCGCAAGAUCCACGCCCACUACGAGCUGAAGAAGUCGUCUCGCCACAGAAGGAACCUGGCCAUCACAGGAGGCGUGGCCCUGUCCAUAAUCACCGCCCCGGUCAUCGCAGCCGUCAGCGUGGGUAUCGGUGUGCCCAUCAUGUUGGCCUACGUGUACGGCGUGGUGCCCAUCUCUCUGUGUCGAGGUGGCGGCUGUGGCGUCAGCAGAGGGAAGGGCCGAGGUGUGCGGAUCGACUUUGAUGAGGACGACGGUCCAAUCACAGUGGCAGACGCGUGGCGAGCCCUCAAGUCGCCGAGCCUCGGUGAGAGCAGUCUGGACGGAGCGGUCAGCGGUCUGAGCACCACCUCCCCCAGCGAGGGGCUCUCUGUGGCCCCCGGGACUCUGGGUGACACGCCACACUUCAACACCCUGGCAGGCGGCGCCCUGGGGACCCGCAACGCCAAGUACAGCAGGCUGGAGGUGCAGGCAGGCGAGCUGGCUAAAGAGUCGGCCCAGAGGGAGACAGGCAGCCUGGGAGCAGGGAGCGACUGCGCCAGCACCCGUGGAAUGGCCGGAUCCAUCAUCUCCUCUUACACACUGCCCGACAGGGAGUGCACCAACCUGGAGAUCCAGGUGGACAUCGAGACCAAACCCAGCCAUCUCUGCCUGACCAGCGAAGAGGACCUAACCCCGCCACCGGGCUCUGCUGCCAUGGCGACCGUCUCAGGAGGGGAGGAGCCUCAGGACUGCAGCUCCAGAAGGGGCGGGGCUUUGUCUGGCUCUGCGUUGGGACUGUCACCGGGGGCGUCGAUCAGGGAGGGGCUCCGAGACGUCACGCUGGCUCAACCGGAGAGCAUCCGCAGCGACCUGGAGAUGUCGGACACUCAAUCAGACGACAUCGCAGAGCUGACGUCCGACGACUGUGACUCCCCACACCCGAAAAGCUGUCACCUGGCGGCCGGCCAGCAGCCCCAGCCCCCCUCCUGCCGAGCCCUGAACCCCCCCGAAGGCCUUCACUGUCCCGCAGACAGCAACGUCAUCCUCUACGUCUGAGAGAAGCUCUGCUCUCAGGAUUGCACAAGAAAAAACAAAAAACUAACCAAUCCCACAACAGUUCCAUCUGAGCUCUCUUUUACUUCAUGGCUUUUUAAUUUUUAAUUUCAUCAUUUCUCGUUUUGCUGCUUCUGCGACCCACAGACACCGUCUUAAACACAGACAGCGUUUGUUUACUUUGGUCUGUCUGUCUUAUCUAUCUACCUGUCAAUCUCCUCGCUGAGUAAAUUGUCAGGGUUCUACCUCUGAGAUUUAUAAGAUAAUGAUUUAUGUUUACUCCUUGGUGCAAAAUGCCUUGGCUACUUAAGCAAAAAAAACAAAAAAGAAAAGAAAAGAAAAAAAAAGACGUACAAAUUUUCCACAAAGAAAUAUUGCAAAAUUGAAAUUAUGAAAUACGGUGAAACGUCACCAAGCACAGCAGAGGGAGGAGGAUUGUUUUCUGAGUACGGGGCAUGUUUAUAACAAUGUGUGAGUGAAUGUGGACUUUGUACUCAACUGUUGUGGCUUUAGUUUUUUUCUCCUUUCCCUCUAUUUAUAUUCAGAUGACCCUGAACUUUUUUAUGAUUUGCUGUGUGCAUGAGUCUGCAUGAGCCAUGCCUUGUGUGAACGGUUUUAAAAGGGCAGUGAGUUUCUGUUACACUGGUGAAAGUUUACUUUAGAGGAUGAAGCUGCACUUGAAUCUCACUUUCCCUGCACAGAGGAGGAGGAGGAGGAUUUGGGAUUUUUUUUUAAAAAGUGUUUUGAAUCGCAGAACUAAGUGAUUGAGUUCUGACAAUGACGUGGCCAGAAAACUCUGAGAGAAGCUGUUUUAUUUGAUUCAAGUCAGUGACCGUGUUCGACCUUCUUCACACUAACUUCGGACAUUUUGAACAGUUAGAACAAGUUGACCUACUGUUUUGCACUUAAACAUACAAACAGUCUGUAGUUAUUUCACAGAUAAUCCACCGAGAGAUUUAUAUUAAAAAAAAAUUACAGAAUAUUUAGCUAAAUAGGUAAUUAAAUCUUCAGUUAUACAGGUAGGCAGCACACUAAAACACACACACACACACACACACACACACACGUGCAUGAAUGUGGAAACCGACACAAUCCUCCGGUGCUCAAACUGUCAACACACUAACUUGUAUUUUUUUUUAAAACAUUACAUCUGGAGUUACACAGUUUAAAGCAGACGCACAACUUCUGACUUAGACUUAGAACAAAAUGUGUAAUGCAGUGAUAAUGAAAUAUUGGCAACAGAUAGAAUAAAAUGCAACGUGAAUAAGAUCAUUUUGUAACCUUUAAUUUAACGAUUUCGAAAUGGGAGUUGAUAAAAGAGCAAAACAAAUACACUUCAAACCUAAAAACAUUACAUUUCACACAAAAGAAACAAGCAAUCUUUCUUCAUCUUCUGAUGAGAGGAUGAAGAAUACGUCAUAAUUAUUGUUUUCCAUAGAAGUAAAAAAAGUCACAUUAGCAGUGUUUGAACGGAUUCGAUCUGGAGCUACAACGUACAAUUAUUUUCAUGAUUCAACAUUCUGUCAAUUAUUUUAUUAAUUCGUACUGUCGCCAUAUUUGAGACCUCUGUGAGCUGUUUCAUCAACAAGCUGUUUCACACUUACCUUUAAAGGUGAAAUGUGAUAGAAUAGGAAAUAUCCAAACAAAUCGAUUUAAAAAAAAAAAAAAAAAAGUAGAUUGACAUUACUUGAGAGAUACUUGAGAUUACUGUCAUGGAGGCCAGUCAGGCAAAAUCCAAUAUCAAACUCAAUAGGACUCACUCACUUUAGAUACCAACCACCUAAAUACACCUGAUUUCUUUAAUCAAGAUCUGAGAAUUGUUUCCUGAGAAAUAAAUAACUGUCUCAUUUUUCUCAUUAUCUCACAAAGUUAAAGAGAGUGUGUAAACAAAUCAUGAGUCCAUCCUGUAAUCCAGAUCUGCACUAAAGUUUAUUUAGUUCAGUAGUUUUUGUGGAAUCCUGCUGACAGACAAACAAACAAACAGACACAAAGGAAUACGAAUCAGAUUUAUUUAGAUGUAUUGUUCUUUCCUUCACCAGUAGUACAAACAUGACGUCACUAUCAUGAUCAGCUAAUUGAAUCAGCAUCAGAGAAGCUGGAACUGGAGAAGGUUUGGAAUCAUUCUGACGUAUCAACAAAGGAUUUCAACAGAUUUCUGGACGCUUGACUUCCUCCUUCGACCUGCUGCUCUCUGGUCACUGUCAGAACUCUCUCACUGGCUGGUUGUGAUGUGUGUGUGUUGUGUGACUGGACACACACACACACACACACACAGAUGACCGGCGUUGUUUUCAACAAGUUAACUGGCUGUCUGACCCACUUGAACAUUGUGUGUGUGCCUGCGCGUGUGUGUGUGUGUGUGUGUGAUUGAGUGAAUGGAGUUCUGAUGAAUGUAUUUGUUCAUCCCACUUUGUUUUUGAAUGAGCACUCGUGCACUUUAUCUGAAUUUUAUCCUAUUUAUCUUUUUCUUUUUUUUUUUUUUUUGCGACCCGUCGUCUGUUGCUAUGAAUGAGUUUUACUUCAUUUGCAAACAAAAGUCUGUGGUACAACCAAAAUAAAAUCACCUACCAGAAGGCCUUUUAUGUUGGAUGUAACUGAAGAGGGUUUGGUUCCAAAACGUCAUCGUCAUUUUUAUCAUUCAGUCAAUUUUAAGGGCAUCCACUGUGUUUCAUCAGUGUUCUGAUCCGAGGACCGUAAUCAUCUUAUUUUGUUCACGCUUUCUUAAUCGACUUCAUUUCUCUUUUGGAGCCAAACACUUCAAGUAUUGAUGCCGAUAAGCUUUUCUUAAUCAUACUCACUAGCUUGAAUUGUUUCUUAGCUUUGUAUCACCUCUGUGCUUCAGUUUUGGAAAAAAAAAAAAAAAAAAAAGGUUUUCUACCAGGUUUUCCGAUUAAUCUGCGAGGAAUCCACAUGAGAACCUUUCUCAUCUCAGAGUAGCUUUAUGGAUUUAGCUGCUUAUAUAACUUGGCAGUGCUUUGUUUGGUCUGCACUUAUCACUCGUUUCUGCCUGCCUGCCUGUGAGAAAACACACGAAUGUACCACGGAUGAUGUGUGAGCGUUCAUGGAAAUGUCCCAUUAAGACCACAGGUGGUCCUGUCCUUAUUUGACAAAGGUUUUAGAGUAUAUAGAUAGCAAUAUUUAAGUGUUAUUAUAUUGUUUGUGUAUUUCCUGUCACUGUUAAAGCCCCGCCCUGUGUGGGGUUGUACAUGCAGGACUGUGAAAGACAACUUGUGGACCUUUGGGGGAAAAAAACAAAUAAACACGAUCUGAUGUUGCACAAAA
Acanthopagrus latus (yellowfin seabream) is the source of this 6393-nucleotide messenger RNA. RefSeq names its product ring finger protein 19B (gene rnf19b). The transcript has 10 exons. Lineage: Eukaryota; Metazoa; Chordata; Actinopteri; Spariformes; Sparidae. Gene Ontology annotation, molecular function: ubiquitin conjugating enzyme binding; ubiquitin protein ligase activity; zinc ion binding. Gene Ontology annotation, cellular component: ubiquitin ligase complex; cytoplasm. Bases 919 to 3114 code for a protein of 731 amino acids. Gene Ontology annotation, biological process: ubiquitin-dependent protein catabolic process; positive regulation of proteasomal ubiquitin-dependent protein catabolic process; protein polyubiquitination. The record is from RefSeq and is a predicted model, not a curated record.